Molecule: messenger RNA, 1728 nt
Organism: Babesia sp. Xinjiang
Lineage: Eukaryota; Apicomplexa; Aconoidasida; Piroplasmida; Babesiidae
Exons: 1
Coding region: 1-1728 (575 amino acids)
Source: RefSeq, a predicted model, not a curated record
AUGGAACAACGCUCCAAAACGGAUCCGCCAGAGCCGCCGCCCAUAACUGGGUCAACAAGUGCACUAAAAAAUCGCAAAACAGAACUGUUACAGUGCUUGGGUGAGGAUAUGGGUUCUAUCGCUCGACGGUCUGAUGCAAAUGUUGAAGUGGUGUCUAAAACCAUGCUAAAGCCAGCCUGGCUAGUUGAAUUUCUCAAGGAUGCCAAAAACAAAGAUCCGCCUAGUUGUGGGUGGUCUUUACUCAUGAUAGACAGGGAUGAGUGUCAGCAAUUGUAUACUGAUGUUAUAAAUGGCAGAUUAGAAGUAAUAAAGGAACAGAUUUUGUUUUCCAAGGAAAGCACAGUCGAUGAAAAGUCGCAAGAGAUGCCAAAGUUAGCUAUGUUACAGUAUUGUCGCAAGCAGCAAUUGCAGCAUAUCUCAACAAACGUCACAGAUUGGGAACGAACCGAGAUUGACCGGAUAUCGCGGUUAAAAAAAUUGUAUAACGUUGACUUAAAGUGUGAACCCGGACCUUAUGUCCCAUUGCACAAGCCUAACGUAGGUGGUGGAAAAGCUCUUCCCCAAAGUUUUUAUGUGAAUCCAGAAGAUGAUCCGAAUUAUGACCCGCCGGGCAGUACUGCAGCUAGUAGACUGAUGAGGAAAAUGAUGCAGGGAAACAACGAUGACGGAGAUACGUUCGUACCCACCGAUCUGGAAACUCGAAGAAAGGGAUUAGCUGAGAUUGCCAAAGAAAUGGAACCAUUCGAACACCUCACACCGGAACAACUGUCUGAUGUGUUUCUUCGCAACUGUAAAAAAGAGUACGAAUUUGCAGAAGCUACCUAUAGGCGGCGUACCAGGGGUAGGGUCGUAGAGGAUGAUGAUGAAUGCUUGGAACUGCUACGAAACGACGAAAACCCAACUAGGUCCGUACCAAGAGUCGGGGAACUCUCUGACGGUAAAUUGGCCAUAAAUGAGGAAAAUAAUAAUAAUUUGCCCUUAUACAGUCCCAGAUUGAAAUACAUAAUAUCAAGGAACAAAUUUUUAACAGAUACUGUGGUUUUUUUAACAAUGAUCGAACAUUUGCAAUGGCAAUUCGCAUCAUCUCUAUAUCUCCCCUUGGAAAGUUUGGUAAUUUUAAAGGUUGCGGGAGAGUCUACAACAAACCCGAAGCCUCCAAUGUUAACCUUUGUUGACACGAGGUGUAGGGAGGCACACGUCUAUGCAAGUGUUUACGUUAAGCAUGAAAACAAAGCUAACGCAUACAGAAGAUAUUUACGUGAAUUGGUGAAGUGGAAUAACGCCAAUCCAACAGAAAAAAAUGCGAGCAAUUUGUUUUUAUUUGGCGACGAUCCACUGUUUUAUCUGAAGGAUCAAGAAAUGUUGCAACACAUGACCCAAAGCGGCGUAGGGGUGGAAAUACAUUCCAAGGUGCCGGGAUUUGUUAUACCACCUGAUGCAACGGAACAUCAGAAGACCACCGUUCAUCAUCGCAUGAAUUCUUCGCAACCGCAGCCCCAACUCAUUUGUACAGCUUGUGGUUACCACAUUUUUUCCCACUCACUUACGGCCCACGAUGGAGAACAACUAACAGCUGUAGAGUAUGACCGUAUGCAAGAGGGUGUGAACUCCUGUUGUCCGAUUUGUAAUACUGAUGUAUCAAAUUUGGCGCUGCAUUGGGUAACCGGGUCAAGAGGCUAUACUGCGGAGCCGUACCCAAAACCUAUUGAGGAUGAAUUUGGCGACUAA